Quercus lobata is the source of this 1269-nucleotide messenger RNA. RefSeq names its product RNase L inhibitor protein-like protein. Gene Ontology annotation, molecular function: rRNA small subunit aminocarboxypropyltransferase activity. Lineage: Eukaryota; Viridiplantae; Streptophyta; Magnoliopsida; Fagales; Fagaceae. The record is from RefSeq and is a predicted model, not a curated record. Gene Ontology annotation, biological process: maturation of SSU-rRNA. The transcript is spliced from 7 exons. The coding region runs from base 289 to 984 and encodes 231 amino acids.
GUUCACAUUUUGUCUCUAUUCAUGUUUUGCUCAUGCAAAUUUACAUCUGUCUUAUGUUAACUGGAAUGUAAUUAUUCCUUACUGUUGAUUCUAUCUAGGCAUGAGGGUUGGCUUUUGGUCUCUAACAUCAUUUUAAAGUAUUUUACCUUUUCAUUUAUUUUAUUGUGUUUGGUAGAAAAUGAGAAUAUCAUGAGUUGAAAUUUAUUCUUGAUUAAGUUCUAUUGGCCAAUUAAACUUAGACUCCUAACUCCUAAGAGGUAUAGCAAAGUAAGUCUUGAGUCUUUUAAAAUGAGAUAUGGAAUUUUCAUAUAUAGGGAAGAGGUUAGACAUUGGUGCAAUGGCAAGUGCCAUCCGCUCAAGCAAUGUGUCGAGGGUUCGAGUAAGAGAAUCAACCUCUCCAAAGUUGUGGAGUUGCGUGUGAAUAAUGGUUUUGGGGGAAUUGUUUUAAGUCCAGUUGGUACAAAAUGCGUCUCUAGAGAAGAUCAUAGCUUAAUGAAGAGGAAAGGAUUAGCGGUUGUGGAUUGCUCAUGGGCACGUUUGAGUGAUGUACCUUUCGUGAAGCUGCGUUGUGCUGCUCCUCGACUCUUACCGUGGCUGGUUGCAGCAAAUCCGGUAAAUUAUGGUAGACCAUGUCAACUAUCUUGUGUGGAGGCAUUAUCUGCAGCUCUAAUCAUUUGUGGGGAAGAGGAAACUGCAAAUCUGUUGCUUGGCAAGUUCAAAUGGGGCCAUGCUUUCCUAUCUCUCAACAGGGAACUUCUGAAGGCAUACUCUGAAUGUGAAAAUAGUGCUGAUAUUAUUUCGGUUCAAAAUUCUUGGCUUUCACAAGAAAGUCAGGUCCCAAAGGUUCUCCCAGAAGUGGAAGGAACAGACGUGGCAUCUCAUAGUGAGGAUGAGAACUCUUGCGAUUCUGAAGAUGGGCUUCCACCACUUGAAAGGAAUAUGAAUCAUAUGAACCUACAGGAAAGUGAUGAAGAAAGUGAAUAAAUGGUGAAGUGGUAUUGACAAAGGCACAGUAACAAAAAUACGCCCUGAAAAGGUGCCUAUGUGAGGAUUUGUACCAUGAUUUUGGCUUUUAUUGUAUGUAGUUAAAGUCAUAAUACUGUUUAAAAAGAAAAUUUUAUGUAUCUCUAGGUUUAAGUUAUCUACUUUGUGCGUUUUAGUGUAGGUUGGUUUUCCUGUUUUUAGUUGUUAUAUUAACUUUCUUAUUUCAAAAAUGAUACAAGUUACCUUUUCCUUUUUACUUUGAGGAGCCUUUAUUGCCUGAUCAAA